AUGUUUUGGAGGCAGAUCUUCCUCUCCUGUCUUUCGUCCAUUGUGCUUCUGUCUUUGCUGCGGGAGGGGGCUAGUGUGUCAGUGGGAACCCGGCUGGCAGCAGCAGAAGAGAACCAGGAAGGUGUCAAACAGAAGAUUUUCAUGCAGGAAUCAGAUGCUGCCAAUUUCCUCAAGAAGUGUGCCAAAAGAUCCCCUAAAUCCCGAGAUGAGGUCAAUGCGGAGAACAGGCAGAAGCUGUGGGUUGAUGAGCUGCGGAGAGAAUAUUACGAGGAACAAAGGAAUGAGUUUGAGAACUUUGUGGAGGAGCAAAAUGAUGAACAGGAAGAAAGAAACAGGGAGGCCAUUGAGCAGUGGCGCCAGUGGCAUUAUGACGGCCUGUACCCAUCAUAUCUCUAUAAUCGUCACCACAUUUGA
Molecule: messenger RNA, 414 nt
Organism: Orycteropus afer afer
Lineage: Eukaryota; Metazoa; Chordata; Mammalia; Tubulidentata; Orycteropodidae
Gene: UCMA
Product: upper zone of growth plate and cartilage matrix associated
Exons: 5
Coding region: 1-414 (137 amino acids)
Biological process (GO): embryonic skeletal system development; regulation of osteoblast differentiation
Cellular component (GO): extracellular matrix
Source: RefSeq, a predicted model, not a curated record